CUAGAAAGUUCUGUUUCCUCCGAAGGAAAUCGAAGAUAGGACGAGCAAUAGUAGUAGCUUCGAAUUCGUCCAAAUAGCGAUGAGGAGAGUUCACGGGCUCGCCACCUAUGGCCGCGGCAUUGCCGCCGGAUCCUGCACAUCCCCCGCCACCAUCGCCGCCGCCAUGCCGAACCUUCUGGUCCGAUCCGCGAUGCUUAGCACUACUUCCUCUGGCUCAGGUCCCCAGUUCCUCUCUCGGAGAUUGUCUGAUUAUUUCGGUCUCUCGGGGACUUCCGUCGCCGCUGGAGUCGUCGGGACGAUGUUCUUCUCCGUUGCGGCUUCGUCUAUGGCGCAGGAAGUUCACGCUAAGGAGUUGCCUAAGUUUUUACCCAAGGAAGUUGUUCUGUAUCAGUACGAGGCUUGCCCUUUCUGCAACAAGGUUAAAGGUAAUCAAUCGAUAAUGAUACUUUACUGGUUGAAUAUUUUUGCUGUCAAGUGGGUUUCUGAAGUUGAAGUCUAGACUUAAGAGUUUCACUGUUCAAUUGUUGAAUCGAAUCUCUAACUAUGAUCAGUGAAGGAGUUGAUCUCGUAAUGGAUGGUUUCCAUUGGUUUUGAGUAGAUACUUAGCUAUGCACCUUCUGGGUCGGAUUGGCGGCGGCGAUUUGGGUCGGAUUGGCGGCGGCGGAGAAGGGGAUACGAGGGGGUGGGGUAUCGGGGGAAGAAGGGAGAAUGGAAAGAGAUGGGGUGUGUGGUCUCCACCUUUCCCUUUAGUUUUUUUUUUUUUUAACUUACUGAAUUAGAAAUGGAUAUAAAAGGGGAAAUAAAAAUAAAUGACGUGG
Molecule: messenger RNA, 818 nt
Organism: Linum trigynum
Lineage: Eukaryota; Viridiplantae; Streptophyta; Magnoliopsida; Malpighiales; Linaceae
Source: the annotation of a GenBank genome assembly